Molecule: messenger RNA, 3087 nt
Organism: Knipowitschia caucasica
Lineage: Eukaryota; Metazoa; Chordata; Actinopteri; Gobiiformes; Gobiidae
Source: the annotation of a GenBank genome assembly
AUGGAGCCCUGGUUCUCACGCUUCAAGGCCGAGGGCACGGUGGAUUACUCCCAGCUCACCUUUGACCCCGGACAGAACGAGCUGAUUGUCGGAGCACGAAAUCACCUGUUCAGACUGAACCUGGAGGACCUGACACUGAUCCAGGAGGCGGAGUGGCACUGCGAUGAGUUCACCAAGGGAGCCUGCUUCAGCCGCGGCAAAUCAGAGGAGGAGUGCCAGAACUACAUCAGGGUGCUGCUGGUGAACGGGAACCGGCUGUUUACCUGUGGGACCAAUGCCUUUACCCCCAUCUGCACCAACCGCACGCUGACGAAUCUGACAGAGAUCCAUGACCAGAUCAGCGGCAUGGCACGCUGUCCGUACAACCCCCUGCAUAACUCUACGGCCCUCAUCACCUCCAGCGGGGAGCUCUACGCGGCCACGGCCAUGGACUUCAGCGGACGAGACCCGGCCAUCUACCGCAGUCUGGGAGGUCUGCCGCCACUGCGCACUGCCCAGUACAACUCCAAGUGGCUCAAUGAACCUAACUUCGUCUCCUCCUACGAUAUCGCCAACUUCACCUUCUUCUUUUUCCGGGAGAACGCGGUGGAGCACGACUGCGGCCGUACGGUGUUCUCUCGUGUGGGCCGCGUGUGUAAGAACGAUAUCGGAGGAAGGUUUCUGCUGGAAGACACGUGGACCACAUUCAUGAAAGCCAGACUCAACUGUUCCAGGCCCGGAGAAAUCCCCUUCAACUACAACGAGCUGCAGGGGACCUUCUACCUGCCCGAGUUGGAGCUGCUCUACGGCAUCUUCACCACCAACGUGAACAGCAUCGCGGCGUCUGCAGUGUGUGCCUUCAAUCUCAGUGCCAUUUCACACGCCUUUAAUGGACCCUUCAAGUACCAGGAGAACUCCCGCUCGGCCUGGCUGCCCUACCCCAACCCCAACCCGGACUUCCAGUGCGGCACCAUUGACUCCGGCACCUACGUGAAUCUGACCGAGAGGAACCUGCAGGACGCUCAGAAGUUCUUACUAAUGCAUGAGGUGGUCCAGCCCGUGGUUCCGGUGCCCUACUUUAUGGAGGACAACGUGCGUUUCACUCACGUAGCUGUGGACGUGGUGCAAGGCAAAGAUACGCUGUUUCACAUCAUCUACUUGGCCACAGAUUAUGGGACAAUCCGGAAAGUGCUCUCGCCUCUCAAUCAGUCGACGGGCAGUUGCCUGUUGGAGGAGAUUGAAUUGUUCCCGCCCCGGAAGAGGCAGGUCAUCCGGAGUUUGCUCAUUUUGCACAGCCGCAGCGAGCUCUACGUGGGCGUGCGCGACCAGGUCAUCAAGAUCCCACUCAAGAGAUGCAGCUACCACAAGAAUCGAGAAGCCUGUGUGGGAGCGAGGGACCCCUAUUGUGGUUGGGAUAUGUUCCUGAAGAAGUGUACCACCCUGGAGGAGAGUGUCCGGAUGAGCCAAUGGGAGCAGAGCAUUUCCAAGUGUCCUGUGCGUAACGUGACGGUGGACGGGGGGUUUGGCGCCUGGUCCAGUUGGGCCAUGUGCAGUCAUAGUGACGGCGGAGGGAACGUGGGGGCGUGUCUGUGCCGGACCCGGGCCUGCGAUAGCCCCGCCCCCCAGUGCGGAGGACAGCAGUGCCAUGGCAUCAGUGUGGAAGUGGCCAACUGCUCCAGAAACGGAGCGUGGACUCCUUGGACAUCGUGGUCGCCUUGUAGCACCAGCUGUGGCAUCGGCUUCCAGGUCCGUCAGCGCUCGUGCAGUAACCCAGCCCCGCGGCACGGAGGACGAGUGUGCGUGGGUCAGAACAGAGAAGAACGAUACUGUAACGAGCACCUGCCCUGCCCUCCUCACGUGUACUGGUCCGCCUGGUCGGCCUGGGAGCGCUGUAACGUCCCCUGUGGAGGAGGCAUCCAGGCCCGGCGCCGGACGUGUGAGAACGGAGACGACUGCCCCGGCUGCGGACAGGAAUACCAGUCGUGCAACACCCUCCCCUGCCCUGAGCUGAAGAAGACCACCCCCUGGACGCCCUGGACUCCUGUCAACAUCUCUGACAACGGUGGCCAUUACGAGCAGCGUUUCAGAUACACCUGUAAAGCCCGCAUCCCUGAUCCCGGGCAGCUGGAGGUGGGCCGGCAGCGGAUCGAGAUGCGUUACUGCUCCAGUGACGGCUCCACGGGCUGCUCCACCGACGGCGAAGUGCUACGUCUGGGCCGGAUCUCUGGACACACGGUGAAUGGCGGCUGGACGGCGUGGAGCUCGUGGUCCCAGUGCAGCAGAGACUGUAGUCGUGGGAUACGCAGCCGCAAAAGGACUUGCACUAAUCCUGAGCCCAAGUACGGAGGACAGAGCUGCACGGGACCGGCACAGGAGUUUCAGGAGUGCAACGUCACGCCUUGUCCAGUGGACGGCAGCUGGUCGUGCUGGUCGUCAUGGUCACGGUGCUCUGUGACGUGUGGUGGCGGUCACUACAUGAGGACCAGGACGUGCAGUAACCCGCCUCCUGCCCACGGAGGGGACAUCUGCCUGGGACUGCACACCGAGGAGGCCCUGUGCAACACGCAGGCCUGUCCAGAGAGUUGGUCCAGCUGGUCCGAUUGGUCGCCGUGUGAUUCCAACGGCGCCCAGGCUCGGGUGCGGCAGUGUGACGUCCUCUUCCCCACAGGGAACCAGUGCGCGGGCAACAGCAGCGAGACCAGGCCCUGCUCCGACUCCAACUUCAUACCAGAAGUCUCAAUUGCACACUCGAGCCAAGAGGAGCGCCGCUGUGGAGAUUUUAACGUCUUUCACAUGAUUGCUGUGGGGCUGAGCAGCUCCAUACUGGGCUGUCUGGUGACGCUGCUGGUGUAUUCCUAUUGUCAACGUUAUCAACAACAAUCCCACGAUGCAACAGUCAUCCACCCCAUCUCCGCAGCCCCCCUCAACACCAGCAUCACCAACCACAUCAACAAGCUGGACAAGUACGACACCGUGGAGGCCAUCAAGGCCUUCAACAAAAACAAUCUGCUCUUGGAAGAAAGAAACAAAUACUUCAACCCACAGCUUGCAGGAAAGACAUAUACCAACGCAUACUUCACCGACCUCAACACCUACGACGACUAUUGA